CCGCAAGCUUCGUUCUGUGCUGUCGGUGGUUUUGUAUCGGUGUGUUGCUUAUUUCCAUUCCUUUCGUUUUCAGUUCUUCCUCAAUAGAUCUUUCCCCAUCUUUUUCUUCCGCGGAAAUACAAACAUGUCGCCUGCAAUGGCACAAGUCGGCGCCGGCUCGGCCGCAAAGGAUGUCAAGAGGGAAUCAGGCACUGCGCGAUUACUCGGCUCUGGGUCUGCUGGUAUUGCGGAGUUGUUGGUUUUCCAUCCCGUUGACACCAUUGCGAAACGAUUGAUGAGCAAUCAAGGCAAGGUCAACGGCGUUGCUGGUCUCAACCAAAUCGUCUUCAAAGAAUAUGCCACGGCGUCUGCUGGCCGCAAAUUCACUUCUCUGUUCCCCGGUCUUGGAUAUGCUGCUGGAUACAAGGUGCUUCAACGAAUCUACAAAUAUGGUGGUCAGCCAUUCGUUCGGGAUUAUCUCGCCGAGAACCACGGUUCUGUUUUCGAUAAUACUUUUGGCAAAGGAACUGGAAAGGCUGUUAUGCACGCUACUGCCGGCAGUAUUGUUGGUAUCGGUGAAAUCGUUCUCCUUCCCCUUGAUGUCUUGAAAAUCAAGCGUCAGACAAAUCCCGAGGCAUUCCGUGGUCGUGGUCUGUUCAAGAUCAUUUCUGAUGAAGGAAUGGGCUUGUAUCGAGGUGCAGGCUGGACUGCUGCCCGUAAUGCUCCUGGCUCAUUUGCGCUAUUCGGUGGUUCUGCUUUCGCCAAGGAAUAUAUCUUUGCCCUCAAGGACUACAACGCUGCUAGCUGGUACCAGAACUUCAUUGCCUCGAUCUUCGGUGCCAGCGCCUCCCUGAUCGUCUCUGCGCCUCUCGACGUUAUCAAGACGCGUAUCCAAAAUCGCAACUUCGAGAACCCCGAAUCCGGAACCCGAAUCAUCGCCAACAUGAUAAAGAACGAAGGCCCCACCGCCUUCUUCAAGGGCCUUAUCCCCAAGCUGCUCAUGACCGGGCCGAAGUUGGUGUUCAGUUUCUGGCUUGCACAGAAUUUGAUUCCUGCAUUCGGAAAGGUUGUAUAAGUUCUCUUUUGGAGAUAUUGAUAUUCUUUUUUAUUUUUAAUCUUCUCUUUGGAGCCUCAGAUUCGGCGCGUCUGGCGAUGGGUUUUAUCAUUAUCUUUUAGUAUUAUUUAGAAUCGGCACAUAGUGUCUUGAGUACCGUCUGUAUGUAAUUUAUGGGUCAAAAUGAAACACACCUCCUUUCUCUGCA
Molecule: messenger RNA, 1241 nt
Organism: Talaromyces proteolyticus
Lineage: Eukaryota; Fungi; Ascomycota; Eurotiomycetes; Eurotiales; Trichocomaceae
Product: putative mitochondrial GTP/GDP transporter Ggc1
Exons: 7
Coding region: 125-1054 (309 amino acids)
Cellular component (GO): mitochondrion
Molecular function (GO): guanine nucleotide transmembrane transporter activity
Source: RefSeq, a predicted model, not a curated record